Boeremia exigua is the source of this 5886-nucleotide messenger RNA. RefSeq names its product tRNA-splicing endonuclease-like protein. Gene Ontology annotation, molecular function: helicase activity; transcription termination site sequence-specific DNA binding. Gene Ontology annotation, biological process: termination of RNA polymerase II transcription. Lineage: Eukaryota; Fungi; Ascomycota; Dothideomycetes; Pleosporales; Didymellaceae. Bases 1 to 5886 code for a protein of 1961 amino acids. The transcript has 3 exons. The record is from RefSeq and is a predicted model, not a curated record. Gene Ontology annotation, cellular component: nuclear body.
AUGGCGGAGAUCCUCGAGAAGAUCAACGAGCUUCGAGCGCUACCUGAGGAGCAACAUCUAUUUUGCCCUCGCACCGGCGAAGAUGGGGCAAUAUAUUACGACGAAGACGUAGCAAACUACCCGCCCGAGACCGAUCCUGCCAUAUUACAAGACCGCGAGCUACACUUGCUACAAGCGAACGAGCGGAAAUGGACAACGUUGAAGGCAAUGGAAAUAUUGGCCUUUGAUGGAGACGAGGCAGCACCCCACAAGGAAUGGCUGCUGAGCCGGCUGAACCAGCUCAUGCAGAGUUGCGAUGUCUGCGUGCGAGUCUUUCACCAAUCGAGAGCUGAAUGGAGGACACGACUUUUCGACACAUACGACGAAGAAAACAUAGGGGACUUCUUGAACGUGGUGGACGAGCAAUGUCUUGGGCGUAUACAACCUGGCUUGGACGAAGCAAACGCCAUACUGAGCAGCGCAGAACCAAAAGCUCGCGGCGUACGGAUACUGCCACCAUCGUGCACAUAUGCCUUCUUCGAGGCGUUGAGCUGCGAUGCCCUUGUGCGGAACGAGGAUCGCCUCACACAGCACUUUGAUGGUCCAUUUGAGCUAGUUCAAACAAAAAAACGGCUGAAGGUGCAAGCCUACCUCCCAGCCAUGACGCGAUUCCUCUUCAGCAAGAAAGAGAGUCGCCAACGAUGGGCAGCGACAACUUGGUCAACGUUCAAGCGCGAUCUUCUGAAGACAGAGUUUGAGUGGGCUGUGCGAGACUAUAUGAUCAGUGCUAUGAUGAAGAUCCAGAUGAACAAUCUCGAUUUCGAACUGGUCCCAUUGUUCUGGAGUGGUGCUCGUUUGAUUAUCAGCAAAAUGGACAGAGAGCUGAUAUCAGAGUACAUUCGCGGCCUCGAUGGAAACUUCUAUCGGUUGAUGCUCGACCAUCUUUCCCUCAAGUCGGAAGCGUUUCUCGACAUACUUGCCGCAAUGGAGGAGCUACUUAAAAAAGCCCCGGUUGACUUCUGGGAAGGCAUGAACGCCGUCACUCCUUCAAUAGCUACAGUCGUCGAGCAGAUUUUCAACAGCCCUGUGUUACAGCAGGUGCUGAUUGCAGCAAGGGGAGAUGAUGAACAGAGUAUGAACAACGUUCAGGCAGCAUUCAGUUGGAUACCUCGGUUCACCGCUUCUAUCAAGCCAGCAAAUCUUGGUCCAGCUGUUCGGCCUUUUGCACAGGCACUUUUCGGUCGCUUCCAGGACGAACGAUACCCUCAAGUAUCCAGAGCGAAGUGCUUUCGCGAAGGCUUGAAGGUGCUUGAAUUCACGUUCAAGAAGAUGUGCGAAGGAAAGACAAUCGAAAAGUUCGUCGGACAACCAACAGUGAACGGCAUGAUGGACAUGUUCUCGACGCAUAUUCAGUUGCUUGUUUCGAGGCUGAAGACCUUCAGCGGCAGCGGCAGCGACGCAGAUAUAGAAGAUGCAGAUCUAACUUUGACUGUGAUCCAGAACGCUUUCUUGCUUGAAGCUCAGUCUUUGAUUAUUGAAAGGCAGCUGAUCUCGGCGAAAAAGCCUUCGCCGACAGAGACACCGUCUUCUGCGCCGAUUUGGAAGACUAUAUUGAAGGCCAUUGACCAUCAGAGCCUGGACCUUGCAUCACAUCUACUCGUUGCGGGAAGAGCUCUGAUUGGACUUGAACCUCUGUCAAUGAAGUCCGGCGUUGAGAAGGUCCCCGCAGAGGUGCGUCAUUUCAAUGAUCGUUUCAAGCUCCUUUCUCAGUCGAUUACGGAUGUCGUUGAUCGAUUGUCCGAGUUCAAUCCAUCGCAGCUACACGCUCUUUUCGAGAAACCAGUAGCCGCGAGUGCGAUCGUCUCACUAUUGUUUUCUUCGACAGAGGACACUAGGAGUUCAGCUAUCGAGCUACUCAAGGUCAUUAGUCUGGAAGAGGAGCGACGAGAUGCCCUGCAGCACAUUAUCAAGAACUACUUUAGGAAUGUAGUUUUGGGCAUUUCGGAUUCGGUUCGCCAAGUCAUGCGCAAGAAGGCGUUCGCGCCCACUCCGAGUAUGAUUCGGACAUGUCGAGACGUUAUCGAUGUUCUGUGCAACUCCCAAGACGGUGUCUUGCGUACCAAAGACCUUAAUGAUGGAGAAGCAGCGGCAACAAUGACUAUCUGGAGAAAUUUGUGGGAUGCACUUACCAUGAUUUUUGCGACCACAGAAGCCUGGAGCAAUUUGGGCUUCUAUGACAAGCAGAUGAUGAUGGACUUCUGUCGAGAUACCAUGCAAUUUGCCGACGAGGUCUUUGACCAAUGUAGCAUCUUUGCGACAGCUCUGAAGAAGCAGGCCCAGUCGGGUGAUGAUGAGAGCAAGGCGAAAACCGAGCUACUGCAAGAGCUACUUGAGUUGCCUGCAAAUGCUAUGGAAGGCUUGGCCAAGUGGCUCCGUCUACGAGAUGAAUUCUUGUCGAGCAAGUCCGUCACUCUUAUCAGCAAGCUUCUUAUUCGACUGCACAAUGUGUCGAUCGAAAUCAGCACCGAGACUCUAUCUUACAUGGAGAGAAUCUUGACUGGUGACAUUCGAGCUAAGCUCAGUACAACACAACAGGCUGAGUUACAACAAGCACUCGAAACACAUCUUGGGCACUCCAUUGUCAAGGAAGAAGAGGCCGUGGCACCUAAGCAAGCUUCUAUCAGUAAAUGGAUGUCUACGGGUGUAGCAGCGUCACCGAGCGACGCAAAGGCGAGACUGAUGUCCAGCCUGACUUCGGGCUCGAGUGCGUUCAAAGAGAAGAGGGAAGCUAUGCGGGCCCAAGAGGCGAAGCUUGCUAAGCAAAAAGCUGUUGAUGCACAAAAGAACUCUCAAGAUGAGUUCAAGAGGAAGCGCCAGCUCGAACUACAAAGACGAGAGAAAGAGAGGGCGGCUGCCAUUGCGAAGGCCAAACAAGCUCGUGGUCUUACACAGACUAACGAAGCAGGUUCUGGGCUUGAAGGCCUGGGUGUUUUGGGCAAAGAUUCUGCAGCUAAGGGUGAAGGUCUCAUGCACUCGUCCGAUGAGUCUGAUGAUAGCGAAGGUGACAUCGAUGAAGAUCUCUUCGGCAUUAAAAAGUCGAAGGCAGUGGCUGGACCGAAGACGAACAUCAUUAACGAAGUCAAGAUACAGAUGCCAUUCAAGAAGAAGAGGGUACAGCGCUCUAUCAAGGACAUGCGUGCUCGCCUUGCUCCUGAUUUGUCAUCGCUCCACAGGGCCAUUCUCAGCUGGGACUACUACCACGACGGGGACUAUCCGCCCAAGUCGAAUCCCAGUAUCUACUCCAAGGUUCUCAAUACCUUCCGAACACCGAACGACUAUCAGAACACUUUUGAACCACUCUUGACGCUGGAAGCCUGGCAAGGGUUCGUCAAAGCUCGAGAAGAAAACCAGAACAAGGCCUAUGAGGUCCGCAUCACGUCACGAGCAAGUGUGGACAUGUUCCAAGAAGUCGGUAGCACGAUGACGCAUGAAGAGAACCGUGAUAUCUUCAUCUCGGAAGGCGAUAUCAUCCUCCUGUCCCGGACAAAGACGCCCUCAGCUGAGGUGCCGACCUGCCUAGCAAGAGUGUUUCGUGUAAAAAGGAAACAGCAGCACAUUGAAGUCUCAUACCGCGUAGUACCAGGCAAUCCUCUGUCCUCUGCGUUGAACCCAAGCAGUUCUGUCUUUGGUAUCAAGCUGCAAUCCAUUACGCCGCUUGAGCGUGAGUACGGUGCGCUGAAGGGCUUACAGUACUAUGACCUUUGUGACGAGAUCAUCCGGGCCAAGCCAUCGCCUCUUCUGACCUACAGCGACAAGCAAAUUGACCCGCUUGUGGAGAACUACAAUCUGAACAAAGCACAAGCUAGAGCUGUCAAGUCAGCGAUGGAUAACGAUGCCUUUACGUUGAUUCAAGGUCCCCCUGGCUCCGGAAAGACGAAGACCAUCACUGCCAUUGUUGGUGCAAUCCUGUCAGAUACUCUACGAAGGGGUGGAACAGCCGUACCGGUGCCCGGCGCUCAACAGCGAAGUGACACGGCAGCGAAAAAGUUGCUAGUCUGUGCACCAAGUAACGCAGCUGUCGACGAAUUAGUCAUGCGUUUCAAGACUGGUAUCAAGACUCUGAACGGCGAUGCGCGCAAGCUGAACAUAGUGCGUCUCGGUCGAAGCGACGCUAUCAAGUCCGAAGUGCAGGACGUCUGCUUGGAAGAGCUCGUUAGCCAGAAAUUGGGCACUACGAACACAAAGAAUAGCGACCGUGAGGCCACACAGAAGCUGUUUACUGAUCACAAGGCAAUUUCCGAAAAGUUGAGGAACGCUAUAGACCAGAUCCAGACCGGCGAGCUGAAGGGUGACGACGCGAAGAAGCUUCAAGAGGACAUCAACGCUCUGCGAAAACAGAAGCAGAACCUCGGAACCAGAAUCGACAAUGCAAAAGACGACGAGAAGCUUGCUGGUCGCAAUGCGGAUCUCAAUCGCCGACGAGCUCAGGAAGCCAUCUUGAACAACGCACACGUCAUCUGCGCGACGCUUAGUGGUUCUGGCCAUGAGAUGUUUCAGGGCCUCAGCAUCGAAUUCGAGACUGUCAUAGUCGACGAGGCCGCACAGUGCGUUGAGAUGAGUGCACUUAUUCCUCUCAAGUAUGGCUGCGCAAAGUGCAUUCUAGUCGGAGAUCCCAAGCAGCUGCCACCUACGGUCUUCUCCAAGGAAGCUGCUCGUUUCGCUUACGAACAGAGUUUGUUCGUUCGUAUGCAAAAGAACCACCCCGAUGAUGUGCAUCUUCUGGAUACGCAAUACCGCAUGCAUCCCGAGAUUAGUCUGUUCCCAAGCCAGACAUUCUACGAUGGCAAGCUCUUGGAUGGUGGCGAUAUGGCAGGUAUGCGCAAGCAGCCGUGGCACCAGAGCAUGCUGCUUGGCCCAUAUCGCUUCUUUGACGUCCUUGGUCAACAGUCAGCCGCACCGAAGGGCCAUUCGUUGAUCAACAGAGCUGAAAUUGAUGUCGCUCUACAAUUAUAUAAGCGACUUACCACCGACUACGCAAGCUACGACUUCAAGGGGAAAGUUGGUAUUAUCACGCCUUACAAGAGUCAGCUCAGGGAGCUGAAGAGUCAAUUCACAUAUGCGUAUGGCGCCAACAUCAUCGACGAAAUUGACUUCAACACCACCGAUGCCUUUCAAGGUCGCGAGAGCGAAGUUAUCAUCUUUUCGUGUGUGCGUGCGUCACCAGCAGGUGGCAUUGGUUUCUUGCAGGACAUUCGCCGAAUGAACGUCGGCCUGACACGCGCCAAGUCUUCACUUUGGGUCUUAGGCAACUCUCAAUCACUUGUCCGAGGUCAAUUCUGGAGGAAGCUGGUCGAGGAUGCGAAGAGUAGGAAGAGGUUCACAGAUGGCAACAUCAAGAAAAUGUUAAGCGAGCAUUCGAGCAAGUACCCAGCACCUAAGGAAGGUUACUUGCAGUCGCAGUGUUCAACUACGGAACCUAAAUCAGAGUCCUUGAGUAGCAAGGGGGCUCAUCAGUCCAACGGAGGCGGCAUCAAGCAAGAGCUUGAACAGGGUUCGAAGCAAGAGAUCAAACAGGAGAUCAAGACGGAGCAGGGACUUGUGCAUCACGCAAAGCGCAAGCUCAGCGACAGCCCAGACAUCAAAAACGAAAACAACGGCGAUGAUUUCGAUUUGUUCGGCGAUCGAUCGGACACGGCUUCAAACGCUAACACCCAUGCACGCAAUGGCGACAGCGGUACAUCAACUCCUGCCGCUCAUGCAAGAAGCUCACCGGCAGUCGAGAGCGAUCGCGCAAGCACGCCCGGAGACGUUCUCGGGGGUAUGCGGGCAAAACCUAAGAUCAGAAAGAGGCCCAAGCCUAGUGGGCCGUUCAUUGAUAAUAGGCCCAAGAAGCCGAAGACAGGGUAA